Molecule: messenger RNA, 2686 nt
Organism: Pipistrellus kuhlii (Kuhl's pipistrelle)
Lineage: Eukaryota; Metazoa; Chordata; Mammalia; Chiroptera; Vespertilionidae
Gene: PPP1R15A
Product: protein phosphatase 1 regulatory subunit 15A
Exons: 2
Coding region: 45-2606 (853 amino acids)
Biological process (GO): response to endoplasmic reticulum stress
Cellular component (GO): protein phosphatase type 1 complex; endoplasmic reticulum
Molecular function (GO): protein phosphatase regulator activity
Source: RefSeq, a predicted model, not a curated record
AUGGAGGCAGGUGAUGGGGGCCUGAUUUAUCAAUCCUCAGGACAAUGAGAGAACCAAAGACUGGGACUUGUUCCCGAAGGGGAAUCCAUGGAGGACCUGUGUUCUCCCUACUUGGGACUGGGACUUGUGAGUCUGAGGGAAAAUGGGGGCUUGGACUUUUGGGUCUAAAGAUGGAGAGAAUGAGGACCCCAACUCCUGAAAGGAAAGAGGCAGGAACUACGGACAGAGAUGGGAGUGGCUGGUCACGGGAAAGGAAUGUUGGCAGGGACUGUCGCGUUGCUAUCCGUGUUAGUAAUGUUUCCUUGGUGACUCAGGGUCAUCCCCCAUGCUGUCUCCUAAAUGGCUUCUCACUCCCUUCUCCCCAGCCCGGACAGAUGGCUCCCGGGCAGGUGCCCCAGCCGCCCCCCUGGAGGGAUGCCCACCCCUUCCACCUCCUGUCCCCGCUGGUGGGCCUCCUCAGCAGGGCCUGGAGCCGGCUGAGGGGCCCGGGACCGCUGAAGCCCUGGCUGGAGGAAGCAGUGACCGGCGCAGACCAGGGAGAAGCUUGCCUGGAGGAAGCGGCCAUGGCUGCUCUGGCCACUCACUAUGCCCCGUGGGGUGGGCACCCUCAGUGGGAGCCCGGAGACAGUGGAAGAGCCGAGGAGGAUGCCAGGUUAUUCUGGGGGGCCUGCCCUGCCCUAAAGGCCAACAGUUCUCUUCUUGAAGCCUGGGAACUUUCAGAUGAUGAUGAUGAAGAAGAAUAUGGUGGGGAAGAAGCAACCAGCAUCCCUAUAGAGCAAGGAAGUGACUGUGUAAGUGGCCAGCCAGCUCCCAGGUCCCUGAGCCUUCUGAGAACGCUGCUGGACCCUCGUGUGGAAGAGGAAACUGAGGCAGGAGGAGUCGCCGAGGAUAAAGUGAUCACGUUCUCUCCCCCUCCAUCACACUGGGAGGGUUGUCCAGGGAUGGAGCAGGAGGAAGGAGGAGAAGCUGUGAAUAAAGUUUCCAGAACAUCCACCUCCCCCUCACCUCCAGAUUCCAAGCCCCGUGCUUGGGCGUGUGCUGCAGGGGAAGAGGCUGGAGCUGAGGAGGAAGGACGGACCGAGAAGAAAGAAACCAGGAAGACCUCCAUUAGCUCUUCAUCUGCAGACCCCCGCCUCAGCGCCUGGGAGUGUCCUUCAGGAGAGGAAUCUGAGGAGGGUGAAAAGGCUGAGGAAGAAGCUGACCCAGAGCCGCACUCCUCAGUUCUAAGCCCCAGGCCCCUGCUCGGGCUCUGCCACCAUCAACCCGAGGAGGACAAUGCUUCAGGGGAAACUGAGGGCCUGUCUGCCAACCCCACCACGCGUGCUUUCACGAAGGCCUGGGUGUGUUGGCCAGGAGAGGACACAGAGGAAGAGGAAGAAGACAGUGAUUCAGAAGCAGCUGAGGAGGAGGGAGAAGCUGAGAGUCCCUCUUCUAUUCCCCCUACAAGUUCCUUCUUGAGGGCCUGGGUGUUCCAACCAGGAGAGGACACAGAGGAGGAAGACAGUGAUUGGGGAGAAGCAGAGGAAGAGGGAGAAGCUGAGGGUCCCUCUUCCAUCCCACUCACAAGUACCUUCUUGAGGGCCUGGGUGUACCAACCAGGGGAAGACACAGAGGAGGAAGAUGAAGACAGUGAUUGGGGAGAAGCUGAGGAAGAGGGAGAAGCUGAGGAUCCCCCAUCCACUCCCCCAGCAAGUGCCUUGUUGAGGGCCUGGGUGUACCAACCAGGAGAGGACUCAGAGGAGGAAGAGGAAGACAGUGAUUCAGGAGCAGCUGAGGAGGAGGGAGAAGCUGAGGGUCCCCCAUCCACUCCCCCAGCAAGUGCCUUGUUGAGGGCCUGGGUGUACCAACCAGGAGAGGACUCAGAGGAGGAAGAGGAAGACAGUGAUUCAGGAGCAGCUGAGGAGGAGGGAGAAGCUGAGGGUCCCCCAUCCACUCCCCCAGCAAGUGCCUUGUUGAGGGCCUGGGUGUACCGACCAGGAGAAGACACAGAAGAGGAGGAUGAGGAUGAGGAAGAUGAUUCAGAAACAGCUGGCUCGGGCCCAAGUCCUUCCCUUCAGGCCCAGAGCGCCCUCCUCAGGGACUGGACAUACCCACCUGGGACGGAGACAGAGGGAGUGGAAGCCGCUGAGGAGGCUGAGCCCUUCCGAGUGGCCAUCUAUCUCCCAGGAGAGAAGCCACCGCCUCCCUGGCCUCUUCCUCGGCUGCCCCUCCGACUGCGCAGGCGGCUCAGGGCUGCGGGAACCCCCACCCAGCAUCCGGACCCCGGGACUCCCCAGGCCAGAAAGGUGCACUUCUCUGAGGAGGUCUCCGUCCAUUUCCUGGUUGUCUGGGCUGGACCCGCCCAGGCUGCCCGAAGGGGCCCCUGGGAGCAGUUUGCCCGCGAUCGAAGCCGCUUUGCCCGCCGCAUCGCCCAGGCUCAGGAGCUGCUGGGCCCCUGCCUCACCCCUGAAGCCCGGGCCAGGGCCUGGGCACGCCUCGGGAACGCCCCCUCUCCUCUGGCUGCCACGCCUGCCACGGCCCAGCCCGCGCCCACCUCCUCUGUGCAGGCCACGCCUCUGUGCGUGUCCCUGUCCCCCGCCUUGGACCUCAGUGGGAGGCGUGGCUAGGAUCCUGUGGUGUUUGUGUCAUUCACUAUUUAUUUUUUACCAGUUGGUUUAAUAAAUAAAGUCUUCUGGUUUGUACUGAG